UCUCUCUCUCUCUCUCGCUCUCCACAUUCCCCGUUAACUUCCCCCCCCGGUAGUAACCGUUUCUGAUUCUUCGCGUUCACAAUCCGAUUCUCUACAGUGAUUGGAAUUCUGAUCAAUGCAAGCCAACGUCGCCGCCGCUCGCCGGUGAUUCUUUCUUCUUUCGUCGAAGCAGGAUCAAGAAAGCAUUCUUUGAGAACGUCCGGUAGGCAAGGUGUUUGCUAGAUUGCGUCAAUGGCCGUCUGAAGACCCGCAUAAGAGAAAGCUUCGUCUCGAGUCGUGAUCAAGUGAGCGCUCGGGAAAGGCGAAAUAACCGUUCGCGACUGUGUUUUCGCGCUCGGACGGCCUGCAGGGAAGGUGUUUGCUUUAUUGUGUCAAUGGCCGUCUGAAUUCUAGCAGAGUCUGAUAACAACUAACGUCUCUACAGGAAACAAAGCGCAUGCCAGGGAAUAAUUACUGUCCGAGUCCUACCACGCCGAGAACAAGACUAGAGAGGCUUCUGAGGGACAGAGAGCUUCGGAAAUCCAGCCGAGUUUCCACUCCCUCUGAGGAGAUAGGAGAUACUCUAUCGGAAGCCGAUUUCUUCUCCCAGGAUUCCAUUUUAUCUUGCCAACUAAGCGACGAGCAGCAGGAUUUUGAAGGGUUGUUGGAAGGUUCUCCUCCGCAAGAUGUGCGGCCUCGUAAACAAAGAUUGCUGGUCGUUGCCAACAGGCUCCCCGUUUCUGCCACUCGGAUGGCUGAUGAUGCGUGGCAUCUUGAGAUCAGUGUGGGCGGCUUAGUCAGUGCACUUUUGGGGGUGAAGGAGUUUGAUGCCAGGUGGAUUGGCUGGGCCGGUGUGCACGUACCUGAUGAAAGUGGACAGAAGGCACUAACUGAAGCAUUGGCCAAAAAGAGGUGCAUCCCUGUUUUCCUUGAUGAAGAUACUGUUCACCAGUACUACAAUGGCUACUGCAACAAUGUCCUGUGGCCUCUUUUCCAUUAUCUGGGUCUUCCCCAAGAAGACAGACUCUCGACGACCCGUAGUUUCCAGUCCCAGUUUGAUGCCUACAAGAGGGCGAAUCACAUGUUUGCUGAUGUUGUGAACGAACAUUAUGAGGAGGGAGAUGUCGUUUGGUGCCAUGAUUACCAUCUGAUGUUUCUCCCCAAGUGCUUAAAAGAGCACAACAGCAAAAUGAAGGUUGGGUGGUUUCUCCACACGCCUUUUCCUUCAUCGGAGAUACAUAGGAUGCUGCCAUCACGUUCAGAUCUCCUGCGAUCCGUUCUUGCUGCUGAUUUGGUUGGGUUCCACACUUAUGAUUACGCAAGGCACUUUGUCAGUGCAUGUACUCGCAUCCUGGGGCUUGAGGGGACACCUGAAGGAGUAGAAGAUCAGGGGAGGCUUACUCGUGUUGCAGCGUUCCCUAUUGGGAUAGAUUCAGAUAGAUUCAUCCGAGCUCUAGAGCUUCCGAAAGUCAAGGAGAGUAUGAAAGAUCUGAAAGAAAGAUUUGCUGGCAGAAAGUUAAUGUUAGGUGUUGAUCGUCUUGAUAUGAUCAAAGGGAUACCCCAAAAGAUUUUGGCAUUUGAGGCUUUUCUGGAGGAAAAUCCACAAUGGCGUGAAAAAGUAGUGCUUCUGCAAAUUGCUGUGCCCACAAGAACAGAUGUUCCUGAGUAUCAAAAGCUUACAAGCCAAGUUCAUGAGAUUGUUGGACGCAUCAACGGAAAAUUUGGGACCCUUACUAGUGUUCCAAUUCACCAUCUGGAUCGAUCACUUGACUUUACGGCUCUAUGUGCACUAUACGCUGUUACUGAUGUGGCACUUGUUACGUCAUUAAGGGACGGAAUGAAUCUUGUCAGCUAUGAGUUCGUUGCCUGCCAGGCUGCCAAGAAAGGGGUCCUCAUUUUAAGUGAGUUUGCAGGAGCAGCACAGUCUCUUGGAGCUGGAGCACUUUUGGUCAACCCAUGGAAUAUCUCAGACGUUGCUACAUCGAUUCGUUAUGCUCUGAAUAUGUCAGAAGAUGAAAGAGAGAAGAGAUUCCACCACAACUUCAUGCAUGUGACGACUCAUACAUCACAAGAGUGGGCUGCAACCUUCGUCAGUGAACUGAACGACACCGUGGUUGAAGCACAGCUAAGGACAAGGCAAGUGCUUCCGGUCCUUCCAAUCGACACUGCAGUUUCCCGCUACACCUGCUCCCACAAUCGCUUGCUUAUACUGGGGUUUAAUGGAAGUUUAACCGAACCAGUAGACUCUUCUGGUAGAAGAGGUGGUCAAAUUAGAGAGCUGGAACCUAGACUGAACCCUGAACUGAAAGAACCUUUGAAGAAGCUAUGUGGUGAUGAAAAGACGACUGUCAUUGUCCUCAGCGGAAGUGAUCGAUCAGUCCUAGAUAAUAACUUCGAGGAAUUCAAUAUGUGGUUAGCAGCAGAGAAUGGGAUGUUCUUACGCCUUACGAGUGGAGACUGGAUGACAACAAUGCCUGAAAAUCUCAACAUGGACUGGGUUGACAGCGUAAAGCAUGUUUUCGAGUAUUUUACAGAAAGGACGCCUCGAUCCCAUUUCGAGCUCCGUGAAACUUCACUAGUAUGGAACUACAAGUACGCAGAUGUUGAGUUUGGAAGGCUGCAAGCGAGAGACUUGCUGCAGCAUCUAUGGACCGGCCCAAUCUCAAAUGCUGCCCUUGAUGUCGUCCAUGGAGGCCGUUCGGUGGAGGUUCGAGCUGUUGGUGUUACAAAGGGAGCAGCCAUUGAUCGCAUUCUUGGGGAAAUAGUGCAUAACAAAAACAUGAAGGCACCCAUUGACUACGUCCUCUGCAUCGGCCAUUUCCUCAACAAGGAUGAAGACAUUUACUCAUUUUUCGAGCCGGAGCUGCCGGCGAUGACACAUAUGUCGUCACGGGCCACUUCCCCUGACCCUUACGGCUACGCUAGCCGGGGGUCCAAGCCCAAGUUGCCAGGAAGCAGAACACCCAAAUCACAGGCCCACUUGAUGAAGCAGCGGUCAUUGUCAACCCUGGAGAGAAGUAAUUUUGGGACGUCCAGUUGGCGGCAGCUGGGCAGAGACGACAGAGCCUCGUCGGCGUCGGCAGAUGGUGCGGCGGCGGCGGCGUCGUCAUCGUCAUCGUCUCGCGGCCAUGAGGGUUCUUCCGUCCUGGAUCUGAAGGGCGAGAACUACUUCUCCUGUGCUGUAUCCAAGAAGCGAACCAACGCCAGGUAUCUGCUUCGGUCUUCCAGCGACGUCGUGGAGCUACUGAAGGAGCUCGCUGAUACGGUGCCGUAGCCAUGUGGUGGGAUGGUUUAAGUUUUGGAUUUUCGGCUUCGCAUCGAAUGUAUGUGUUACAAUAUUACAGAUCCAUUUUAGGUUAGGUCAUCUGAUAAUGUCGUUUACAUUCACUGCCUGGCAAAAUGGUUUUGACACCAAGUAGAAUAGAAUCUUCGAAAAUUU
Molecule: messenger RNA, 3418 nt
Organism: Linum tenue
Lineage: Eukaryota; Viridiplantae; Streptophyta; Magnoliopsida; Malpighiales; Linaceae
Source: the annotation of a GenBank genome assembly